Molecule: messenger RNA, 1062 nt
Organism: Cordyceps fumosorosea ARSEF 2679
Lineage: Eukaryota; Fungi; Ascomycota; Sordariomycetes; Hypocreales; Cordycipitaceae
Product: cyclin-dependent kinase
Exons: 2
Coding region: 1-1062 (353 amino acids)
Source: RefSeq, a predicted model, not a curated record
AUGUCGUCGCCCUGGAAAAAGCAGCCCGAGGACGUCGCCGACUCCAUCUUGAAGAGGGCCGAAGUGAGCAAGAUUGCUCGUCGUUUGCAAGACCGUCUCGCUCUCGCCCAGUUCAAAGCCAAGCAUGGUUGGGAGAACCUGACCCUCGACACCAUUGAACCCAAGAUGGAGGAGGAGAUGCGCCUCAAGAAGCUCUACGAAGGCGACGUCCUCUCUGACUCCUCCUCCGGCUCCGACCUCCCCUAUCCGAAAAAGACACUCAUGAGCUCUCCCCUUAAGGCGCCCAUAUUUUCCGACGCCAUUGGGUCCAGCAAUGGAAGCUCGGGCCACCGAAAGCGCACAUACAUCGCAUCCUUCAACGAUAUCCCGUCCAGCCCAAGCAAGCGCUUCCGCGCCUCGCCUACGCUUCACAAGUCUUUCCAGAGUUAUUCCUCUUGGAAGGACGCCCAUCAAUUGGCCCAGUCGUCCCCCAUCAAGCCCCGCAGACAGCCGCACUUCACCACCUCGUCCGGCCCCGACGUGUCCUUCUUCCGCCGGCGCCGCACGCCCAACGAGCUCGGCUCGCCCAAUUUUGCUGGUGCUUCCGAUAACGACGAAGACCUCUUGCCGGCCCAUUCCUUUAGCAUGAACAAUUUGAGAUCCUCGCCGCCUCGCACCCCACCCAUGCAGAAUCGGGCCCUUCCCAACAAGCGCAAAGCACACGGCAGCCCAGCGCCCAUGGGCAAGUCUGGCGAGGAGGGCGCCGACUUGCUUCUCUACCUCGCCGCUUCUCCCUCUCCCGCCGUCACGGCCAACCGAGGACGCAUGGAGCGCCUCACUACCCCGCCUCCCAAGACCCCGAAGAGCAGCAAGCUUGAUCUGCCAUCGUCUAUGAUGACGACACCGGGCGGCAGCAACCUCUUCCCCAGCACACCCGGCACAGGGUUCGACUUGGCUGAAUUUGUCAACAUCACCCCGAGCCCAGCACAGAAGCAAUGGAGAACCCCCGCUCCCGCGAACGGGACCCGCACGCCUAUGAGCAUUGCCAGGAGACGACUGACUUUCGAUGACCCCAUGGCCUGA